UACAAAUCGCAAGGAGGCGCUCGUGCACGGUUUGACCAGCUGAUGUGGCAUGAUGGCGACUUCCCGGUUCGAUUUGAAGACAUGGAUCAUCGCUUUCCUUGUUUUCCUCCAAUUCACAAGUCUGUGCGCCAAUUCUGAUGAAGCAUACUGCGACAAGGACACAGGAGCAUGUGAGGAAAAUGGCACAGAGCAAACUGAGAAGGACAAAUACCGGGAAGUGGAUCCUCACUGGCAGAAAUACCUGGACAAGAUUCACCAAGCCAUGGAGAACUACAAGCCAUGUCCCAACCCGGACAAGAAAUGUUCCUGUCACAGUAGUGUUAUAACCCAUGACCUGAAGCUAUGGAAGGACAGAGGAGGGAUCACUAAGGAGGAGUUUGAUCGCACCCUGGAGCAGGACAAGGGAACCCAUUACCAAAUCAUCGACCACAAACUUUACAGACAGGACAGGUGUAUGUUCCCGGCCAGAUGCUCAGGUGUUGAACACUUCAUCCUGGAGAUAAUCGACGACCUUCCCGACAUGGAGAUGAUCAUCAACGUGCGAGACUGGCCGCAGAGCCCCAUGUACCAGCGAGAACCCAGACCUGUCAUGUCCUUCAGUAAGACGUUUAAUGAACACUGGGACAUCAUGUACCCAGCCUGGACGUUCUGGGAGGGGGGUCCGGCCGUCUGGCCACUCUUCCCCACCGGCCUGGGGAGGUGGGACCUCAUGAGGGACUCCAUCACCAAGGCUAACGAAGACUGGCCGUGGGAGAAGAAGGAAGACAAGGCGUUUUUCCGCGGCUCACGUACGAGCGCAGAGCGAGACCCGCUGGUGCUGCUUUCCCGCGCUGAGCCAGAACUUGUGGACGCUCAGUACACCAAGAACCAGGCCUGGAAGUCUGACAAGGACACCCUGGGGAUGCCAGCUGCUACUGAGAUCAAACUGGAGGAUCACUGUCAGUACAAAUACCUGUUCAACUUCCGUGGCGUGGCGGCAAGCUUCCGUUACAAACACCUGUUCCUGUGUCGCUCCACGGUGUUCCACGUGGGGGAGGGGUGGUUAGAGUUCUUCUACCCCGCCCUGAAACCCUGGGUACACUACAUACCUGUUAGUCAGGACCUCAAGGAUGUAAGGGAGUUGAUUGAAUUUGCCAAGGCUAAUCAAGGUGUAGCAAAGGAAAUUGCUGAAAGGGGUUUCCAGUUCAUCUGGGACCACCUCCGCCAGGAAGACGUGCAGUGUUACUGGAAGAAACUCCUCAAGAAGUACGCCAAGCUCCUCAAGUUCACACCCACCAGGAGAAAGGAGUAUAAACAGAUGAAACCAAAGAACAGAUAACCUGUAUUGUCAUUAUAGCUGGAGUCUUCUCUGUAAGAAUUCAGAGGUUGUUCUGGGUUAAAGUUUAUUGUUUAUUUGUUUAUUGUUUAUAAGAUUGACCAAAAUGAAGUCUCUGACAUUCUUGUAAUAAUCUUCCAUGUUCCUAAUAUGAUUGUGUUACAACCUACUUCUGUCAUAGUCUUUAAUGGUACCAUCCGGAUAUUAGUUCGCUCUGACGUUAAUUACAUAUUAUAUACAUUUGCUUGUCACUCCGACUUUUAUUCUACACUUUGUCUACAAUUAUACAGUCUCUGGUAUUCUGUAUGGUAACCUUGACAUCUAUAACAUCUGGAAUCGUCCAAAUUUGGGACGAGGGCAAUGAUUGGUCCCUUCAUUUGAGCAAACUAAGGAAUGAGUUCAAGCGCUCCAUCGAACAGGUGUUCCAACACCCGAAACACCCUCCGUCUGCUCAUGGGAGGGCCUGUUGUCAUGGAACAAGCACUUUUGAACCCAUUCUUUAAUUUGCUCAUUAACUGACAUCACCACCAAAAGGUUUGAAUGCGCAGGUCUCCAGAUGGGUUAGCAGAAGCAAAGAUAGGAGCGAACUACAUGACUAUCAGAAUGAUACCCAGGAUACCUCUGUUAGGCAAUGAUAUACAGAAGGAGUGGUAGGAGUGUGAUUUUAGCCAGGUUAGUGUUUCACACAUGUACAUGUACAGUAGUUUGUAUGUCAUAUGUAAUUUUCAAAGUUGUAAACUGUCAAACCUAAACUACAAGCGUAAACAUUUUAGCCCUUAAUCAAAUCAAGGGGUUAAAAUUAAUGUGUAUUUCCACCGAUGUUUGUAUAAUGACUGUGACGCACACAAAGAUAUUCAAAGCAAGAAAAAAGGAGAUUACCACAUCGUACAUUCUUGCACCAAGCAAUAACGUUUUCUACAGAAACUGAAAGUUUUUGUAUAUUUUGUGGAGCGGUGCUCAAGUUGUGGUGUUGCACUGUUGAAAAAGUCUAUUAAUAUAAAUUUUGUAAUUCUUAGAGAAAUAGAUGAAUUUGGUGCUAAUUGUCUUCCACAAUGUUUUGUCCCCACAGCAAAAGCCACGUAACUUAGAAAUUAGAUAUAGUGAACGAACCAUUUCCUGAUGAACAGCGCUGGCAUACAUGUAACUGUACUGUUCUUGUGUUGUGAUGUUGUAUUGUACUGUAUGUAAAAACUAUAUACAAUUACAUCUGUAAUGUAAGUCCAAACCUUUGCUGCUAAUGAUAAAGCAUAUCUGGUUACUGUA
Branchiostoma floridae (Florida lancelet) is the source of this 2578-nucleotide messenger RNA. Its product is annotated as protein O-glucosyltransferase 1-like. NCBI's taxonomy places the organism in Eukaryota, Metazoa, Chordata, Leptocardii, Amphioxiformes, Branchiostomatidae. The transcript has 10 exons. Gene Ontology annotation, cellular component: endomembrane system. Gene Ontology annotation, molecular function: UDP-glucosyltransferase activity; UDP-xylosyltransferase activity. The record is from RefSeq and is a predicted model, not a curated record. Bases 50 to 1318 code for a protein of 422 amino acids. Gene Ontology annotation, biological process: protein O-linked glycosylation; positive regulation of Notch signaling pathway.